Molecule: messenger RNA, 2499 nt
Organism: Elaeis guineensis (African oil palm)
Lineage: Eukaryota; Viridiplantae; Streptophyta; Magnoliopsida; Arecales; Arecaceae
Product: QWRF motif-containing protein 2
Biological process (GO): spindle assembly
Cellular component (GO): nuclear microtubule; cytoplasm
Molecular function (GO): microtubule binding
Source: RefSeq, a predicted model, not a curated record
AAAGCUAAUCCCAGUUCCUCCUCUACUAAAUCCACCACUCCUCUCUCUUCUUCCAUUUCAACAAAGCGCUCACACUGAGCUAAAAACCAGCUCUGGAACCUAAAAUCCCAUACCGAAAGUACAACAAAUAUUUUUAACUUCUUCUCCUCCUCUUCCCCCUCCCUCCCGUGAUGCUCCUUACAUUGUUUUCUUUCGCUCAUCUUUGAAGAGAGAAACAGAGAGACUCGGACCUUGCCAGCGAGAUCAUGGUGGCGGCCAUCCCGCCGCCGGUGGCGGCAACCCCCAUCGCCGCCACCGCCACCUCCACUGUCCGAGCCCCCAAAGGGCCCUCCCCAUCCCCCCACCGUCGCCGCCCCCUCGCCCCCUCCGAGAAGGACAAUGCCGCCAUUUCCCGGAAACCACUCUCCAAAGAGAUCUCCUCUCGCUAUUUGUCUCCCUCCUCUUCUUCUACUUCGACUUCGGCUUCACGGCGUUUCCUUUCUCCUCUACCCACACCGUCCAGCUCCGGCCCCAAGCGCUCCAACUCCGUCGACCGGAGCCGCCCCAGCGCGGCCGCACACGGUGGCGAAGACGUCCCUUCCGCCGCCGCCAGGGCCCUCCGCACCACCACCCGGAGCCUUUCCGUCUCCUUCCAGGGCGAGUCCUUCUCCUUCCAAACCAGCAUGGCCAAGCCCGCUGCCUCCCCUUCCCCCUCUCGGAAGCCCACCCCCGACCGCCGGCGUCCCGCCGGGGCUUCGGCGAGGAGCGACCACCUGACGGAGAACUCGAAACCCUUAAACCACCGCCUCUGGCCGGCGGCGAGAGCCCAGCAGUCGAACCAGCUGCUGACGAGAAGCCUGGGCUGCUCGCCUGUUGGUGGCAAGAAAGAUCCCGUCUUGGAUGCUGUCCGGCUACUGCGACAGUCAAUGGUGCUCGACGAGGCGCUGCGGCAGGACUCCUUCAACAUCGGCGGCAAUGGCAAUCUCUCUGCCUCGUCCGACACCGAUAGUGCCUCGUCGGAGAGCAACUCAGGCUCGCAGGAGCUGACCAUUCCUCCUCGGGCACGGCCGGCACCCCGUGGCAUAAGCAUUCCAGCGAGAUUUUUCCAGGAGACCAAUAGCCGGCUACGCCGGUUGCCGGAGCCAGGCACGCCGAUAUCAUCAACCGGCACAAGGACAGCGUCCACUCCUAAGCCUGUUACUGUGAAGAAGUCAUUGAUAAAUGGCCCGUUGUCAUCUCCUGCUUUUGCUUCUUCCCCUCGCCAUGGAUCUAUUAGGCAUCCUUCUCCAUGCAAGCUUUCAGCUACUUCAUCAUUGAGGGAAGUGGGUAGUCCUUCACAAGUGAGGAAUGGUACAGUUGCCAGCUCCUCCUCCCCUGGUCUGGGCAAAGCCCCUUCGAUCCUAAGGUUCGCAACCGAAGUGAGGCGAGGGAGAAAGGGGGAGAGCCGAAUUGAAGAGGCACACCUGUUAAGGUUGUGCUAUAACCGGCACUUGCAGUGGCGGUAUGUCAAUGCACAAGCCGAUGCUACCCUGUCGGCGCAGGGACUGAAUGCUGAGAAAUAUUUGUAUAAUGCGUGGAUAACUACCUCAGAACUUCGUGACUCUAUCACAACCAAAAGGCUAGAGCUACAAGUAUUGACACAGAAUUUAAAGCUUAAUUCCAUUCUCAAGGGGCAAAUGGCCUAUCUAGAAGAAUGGCCUCUUAUAGAUGGAGACCAUUUCAGUUCUUUGUCAGGAGCUAUUGAAGCAUUGAAGGCUAGCACACUCCGGCUUCCAGUUGUUGGUGGAGCAAAGGCAGAAUUCCAAGAUGUGAAGAAUGCUGUUGGUUCAGCAGUUGAUGCAAUGCAGGCAAUAGGAAACUCAAUAUGCUCCUUGCUGUCUAGGGUAGAAGAGUCGAGUUCUGUCACGACUGAACUUGCUAAAGUUGCGGCACAAGAACGAGCUUUAAUGGAUAAAUCCAGAGAGCUUUUAUCCACAGUAGCAGCAAUGCAUGUAAAACAAUGUAGCCUGCUAGGGCAUACAAUACAACUAAGUCCAAGGCCAAGGAUGAUGCAAAUAUAGCAUGAUAUGCUAAUCAUAUUUGCACUCACUAACAGCAUAGCGACCUUUCUUUUCGUAACUUGAGAUUGCGGUGAAGGCAAUAAAAAUUGUUGUUUUGUCUGGUGCGAGGCAAGUGUUUUAACAUAGUGCUUUCCUAGAUCAGCUGAUUCAUACAUAUUUUUGUAUGCAUAGAUUGCCGUGUGAAUGGGUUGUAUACUUUUUAGGGAUUGCUCUGGUUGUAUACGGAUAUCAUUUUCUUUACUGAUCAAAGGAAAGGUGAUGUAAAUAUAUGAUGUUUUUCUUGUUUCCCUUCCUGUGUGGUUGGUUGAGGGGGAAAUCAAACAUCUAUCAGUUAAAAGUGAUUUUUGUUAAUGUGUUUUUGUGGAUUUUUUGAGGUAGUUGAGUGGUUUAGAUUGUGCUGUGUUUUGCAUCUUCAAUUUGGUUAUGGUCAUUUUGUACCAUAUGAUGGACUUGAUUCCUA